Messenger RNA from Zophobas morio, 1345 nucleotides. Its product is annotated as arginine/serine-rich coiled-coil protein 2. The record is from RefSeq and is a predicted model, not a curated record. NCBI's taxonomy places the organism in Eukaryota, Metazoa, Arthropoda, Insecta, Coleoptera, Tenebrionidae. The transcript has 5 exons. Bases 462 to 1220 code for a protein of 252 amino acids.
UAUUGGCAGCACUCAAGUUAGCCAAAAUGCGUAAAAACGAAACUCGUGUGACAUUGUGCCAGUCGAGACGUUAGUGGGUGCUAUUUUAACUCGAUUUGAGUCUUUUCGUGAAAUAGAAACCGCUGAAAGCCGAUUUUUUCACAAUUAAAGGUAACUUCACCCACAACUGUCACUCUCCAGCGCCAACUUCGGGUCUAUGCGUCGUCGCCAUUUUGAAACUUGAGAUCACAAGCCUGUUAUUUACACUCGAAAAUCGCAAAAAUUGUUGUUAUUUGGGCGAAGAACGAUGAAUUCCCUCGUUAAUUAUGGAAGCGACGACGACUACGACGACUCCUCUGAAGAAAAACAAACGUAGUACGAUCAUCAUCGACCUUGCUUAACAGGACUGGCGUGGGACUUCCGCCAAGGACAAGCAGGGCUCCUCGGGCCGCCAGACCGACACCAACUACGAAGAAGUGCAAAUGGACCUGAGCGAGGGCUCGAACGACUCCAAACCCGACACAAAAGAGCCCGCGCACCGAUCCCGCGACUCCAGGGACCGGCGCGAGCGCAGCUCGAGGGACCGCACCGACGACUACCGAGGCCGCUACGAGAGGGACCGACGCGGUAGCCGCGACAAGGACGGCAAAUACAACCACAGCCGGCGCGACAGGGACAAGGAGCGCGACCGGCGGUCGCGCGAGCGCCGGAGGAGCCGCUCGCCGAGGCGGCCCGAGCGCGAGUCGAGGCACUCACGCUCGCGCUCGAGAUCGCGCGACAGGGCCCGGAAGUACGCGAAGCGGUACGACCGCGGCGCCAAGGGCGAGUCGGCGGAGAAGAACGAUCGGCAGAAGGCGGCCGACGAGGAGAAGCGGACCAACACGAGCGAGAACGAUCGCUUUUUCAUGCCGGGGAUCACCGGCAGGUUUCGGGAUCAGAUCGAGAGGAGGAAGCAGCUGUGGCAGAAGAAGGACGUGGACGUGAAGGACACUAAGAACGGGCAGAGCAAGAAGGUCUGGGAGACGACGACGUUCGCGCAGGAUACGGACGGCAAAGUUGCCAGUAAGUUUAAAAGGUUGAUGGGGAUCAGAGGCAACACGGAGGCCAGCGGUCAAGGGGUCGACGUCCUCCGGAAACAAGAAGAGAUGUUCAGUUCGAUGGAGCAGCAGUACGAAGUUGCCCGAACGGCGACGCACACGAUGCGGGGAGUAGGCCUAGGCUUCGGGAGUUUUCAGCGAUAAUUUGUUGUCGUUUAAGAAAUGUGAUUUGUUUUUUUAGUUAUAAUUUACUUUUAAGUUCGUCUUGUGUGUAGUUAGGCCACAAAAUUGUUAAAUUCACUUUAUAAUAAAACACGAUUUUCGUUUAA